GGCCCGUAGCAGGCAGGACUGCCUCUUAUUCCACGAGAGAUAUCCCGAUGCGUUCAUACGGGAGAGCUAUGGCUCGGGUCCGGCCCUGGAGUACAUAGAAAGGGACGCGCCGAGCCCGUGGGUUGCUAUCGACAUGUUUGUGGCCAGCCAGCGACGCGCUUUGAGCCAACUUUUUCUGGGCCUGUUGCUGUACCUCCCUCAUCCACCUAUUUAAACCCCAACACCUCCCGCCUUUUCCUUCCUCACCACCCGCCCCGCUGCUCCCCCUCAUCGCAACCAACGACGAGCACAUACUCAUCCCAGUAGACGCCAGCGAGCAGAACACCGAACUUCGAGUCAUCUAACAACCCAUAGCUUUCCAAUGGAUCACCGUCGUGUCCGCUUCAAUAGUGAUCCAGUGGAUAGCUACAGGCCUAUCUCGCCGUCGUCCUCAGAGACAGACAGUAUCGAGUCUGACCCGGGUCCAUCUACACCACCCUCACCCACGUAUACCAACCUGUACAACCUCGCCACACCGCCCACUCCCACACUCGGUCUCAACACCCCCACUCAAUCCUCCCAACGCACGCCACGCGCGAGCUACCAGCCCCAAGUCUACACCCCGUCACCCGUCUCGACCAACCUCUCUCCGUCCGAACUAUUCUCGAAUCUCCCACCCUCCCGACCCGGUCACGCACGCGGUGACUCGUACUCGUCCGGAGGGUAUCUCCACCCGCAACCUCCUCCCGUGCCUGUCACCAUCAAUCCCGCCCUCGCAUCCCCUCAUCUCGUCUUUGACCUUUCCGCACCCCCGAACCGUCAGAGUCUUCACCUGCCCGCCUCCGCACUCGCCGCACCCGCCACAUUCCCACCGGUACCCUCCAUCGUGCUCCAGUGCCCGUCCUUGCCCUGGAAUAUCACCGUCGAGCCUUCGCCCACUGCCUCACCCAACAGCGCAAAGUUCAUCUCGGUACAGGACGUGCUCGACGCCCUGUACAGCAAUAUGAGGACGCCGGUGAAGGAGGCGGAGUUUAAGGCUCUGGCUCCGGCCAUGGGCAAGGCCGUGAGCGAUGCGUUCGAAAAGAGGUGGAGGGCGUUCGUGAACGGGAUGGAGAGGGAGAAGGAGAGGGGAAAGGGCGUGAAGAGGGUCGAUUUCUUGGUCGGCAAGACGAGGGUGGACGGUUUGAAUAAGACCUCGGGGACGAAAGACGAUUCUUGGGUGUUCAAUGUGCGGUGAUGAACGGUCCUGGUGACGACCGCGUUUUGCUAUUUAUUGGUUCCCACGCAUGCAGUAUAAUCAACGACGAUGAAGAAGAAAACGAAGAAGAAUUCCCUAAAUCAAUCCAAAAGCAUCUGUACUCUCCACACGUCCCGCUAGGCAGUGCGCCUCCGGUUCAUUAGUUGUCUGUUGUCUAUUAUAUGUAACAUACCCCGUCUCCAUCUCGUUCCCCAUUCCGAACCGUCUCCAUCAUCGACAUCGACAUCAUCAUUGCCCCUUUGCCUCCCAUCCCGUCCCGUCCCUCCCAUCACACGCCACGCACUCCUCAUCAGUCAUCACCGUCCUCCUCCCACCUAUCCCCAUCCGUUUCAAUUUCACUUCCGACUGGCUCGACGCCACUUGAUUUUCUAUUCUACAGUAUACGUACCUUAUUCCCUUCCUUUUAUUCUUCCCUCUUCCGCCACACCGCCGCCCACACCGCCGCUCAUCACCGGUCACCAACGGACGGUCUACAUAUCACUAUUCCCUCACCUUAUUCGCUUUCGCUCUCGUUGUCAAGCUGCCGCUUAACAUUAUCCUUUAUCCUUUAUCCCUUAUCCUUUAUCCUUUAUCUUCUGACUUCUGGUUUUUUGAUUCUGCACCGUUACCGUUACCGUUACUGUUACCGUUACUGCUCUCCGCCCGUCAUCCGUCCGUCGCAAACCAUCGUACGCUCUCCGCUCUAGCUAUCUCGCCCCUUAAUUCGAUUCCUCCUUCCCCAUUCCUGGCUUUUCUCCUCCUUCCUCCUUAUGCCGCUUUUUCUUUGGGUUGUUACGUACAUUUAUGUCCAUUCUUCCCUCCAUUCAUUCCUGGUUUCUUUUUGUGUUUGUGUAUGUCUUAUGAACGAGACGAACGAAACGAACUCGAUAGAUUCUUUACUUAAAGCUUGAACGUUGAUCAUCCAUGCACUGUCUUUUUUCGGUCUCUGAAUCCCCUUGAAUAUCUUUGGACUCCUUUCUCCCGCUUCCAUCCCCGCCUUCCCACCUUCGCAACCC
Messenger RNA from Stereum hirsutum FP-91666 SS1, 2232 nucleotides. RefSeq lists its product as uncharacterized. Lineage: Eukaryota; Fungi; Basidiomycota; Agaricomycetes; Russulales; Stereaceae. The record is from RefSeq and is a predicted model, not a curated record. The transcript is spliced from 2 exons. The coding region runs from base 362 to 1216 and encodes 284 amino acids.